Messenger RNA from Plectropomus leopardus (leopard coralgrouper), 4122 nucleotides. RefSeq names its product nicotinate phosphoribosyltransferase (gene naprt). Gene Ontology annotation, molecular function: nicotinate phosphoribosyltransferase activity. The record is from RefSeq and is a predicted model, not a curated record. Gene Ontology annotation, biological process: NAD+ biosynthetic process via the salvage pathway. Gene Ontology annotation, cellular component: cytosol. NCBI's taxonomy places the organism in Eukaryota, Metazoa, Chordata, Actinopteri, Perciformes, Serranidae.
CCUUGUGCCUUCAGGUUAUUUGCCUCUCCGUGAGUGAAGGAGUCAGUGGGGCUUCGGAGGACUCCAAGUCCCAGAGAUCUCGGCUCUAGUGAACCUGGGACCAGGGCUUGAAUAACAUGGCAGCGCCGUCCGGCAACACAUGCGGGCUAAUGGAGCGGUCUAUUCGGGAUCGGGUGCCGCCGCUGCUGACGGACCUGUACCAGUUCACCAUGGCGUACGCGUACUGGCGGACCGGGCGGCACCAGGAGCCCGCCGUGUUCGAGCUGUUCUUCAGGGACAACCCGUUCAGCGGCGGCUUCUCGCUGUUCGCCGGGCUGCACGAUUGUCUGCUCUUCCUGCGCAGCUUUCGCUUCACAGACGAAGAUGUGGAGUUCCUGCGCUCUGUCAUGCCCCCAGCCACCGACCCCGCCUUCUUCCAGUUCCUGCGAGACCUGGACUGCUCCGGCGUCACACUCCGCUCUGUCCCAGAGGGCACUGUGGUGUUUGCCAGGGUGCCUCUGAUGGAGGUGGCAGGUCCGCUGGCUGUGGUUCAGCUGCUGGAGACCAGUUUACUGUGUCUGGUCAACUAUGCCAGUCUGGUGUGCAGUAAUGCCGCCCGUUUCCGCCUGGCGGCCGGCCCCAGAAGGAAGCUGCUGGAGAUGGGCCUCAGGAGGGCUCAAGGACCAGAUGGAGGGCUCACUGCCUCACGAUACACACACAUUGGAGGUUUUGACCUCACCAGUAACGUUCAGGCUGGUUUCCUGUUUGGAAUCCCUGUCGCAGGGACCAUGGCGCACUCAUACGUCACUUCCUUUACCUCCCUGGAGGAGGUCUGGCCACAAACUCUUGUGGCGGUGAACGGGGACCCGGAUCCAGUUGACUUCAUUUCAUUGACCAAAGGCUGGUUGAGUCAAGUGUGUAAGCUUCUGGGCGCAGAGCCUGGGAAGAUCCGAGAGGGCGAGCUGGCUUCCUUCUUGUCCUAUGCCAUUGCAUACCCUCAGAACUUCCUCCCUGUGAUCGACAGCUACAGCGUUGGCUGUAGCGGUCUGUUGAACUUCUGCGCUGUGGCCCUGGCGCUGUGUGAGCUGGGCUACAGGCCUGUAGGAAUCCGUCUGGACAGCGGGGACCUCUGCAGGCAGUCAGUGGACGUCCGCCGUGUCUUCAGACUCUGUAGCAAGCAUUUCUCCAUCCCUGCCUUUGACUCGCUGAUCAUCGUUGGGACCAACAACAUCACAGAGCAAAGCAUGGCUGAGCUCAACAAGAAGGAGAAUGAGAUUGAUGCUGUUGGUGUUGGAACACAUCUGGUCACCUGCACACAACAACCCUCGCUGGGCUGUGUGUAUAAGCUGGUGGAGGUGAGGGGGAACCCCAGGAUGAAGAUCAGUGAGGACCCAGAGAAGAGCACUGUCCCUGGGAGGAAAGCUGUCUACAGGCUAGUCGACACUGAGGGCCAUCCUUUCCUGGACCUGGUGUGCCUCGCCGUGGAGCCUCCUCCAGAGGCAGGAGUCUCUCUGAGCUGUUAUCCUCUGGGCUGUGAUAACUCUUGUGUCUCAGUGGUUCCAGCUCAGGUCACCUGUCUGCGGCAGGAAGUGUUUACCAAAGGAAAGGUCACACACCCUCUGUGCAGUGCUGCAGAAACUAGAGCAAAGGUCCAGAGCUCCCUCCAGACUCUGCACCCUCGACACAAGAGGCUGCAGGAGCCAGACUCUUACACAGUGGCGCUGUCAGAGAAACUCCAUAAGCUGAUCACAGAGAUUCGAAAAGGAAGCUCCAACACCAGCAACUUUCUUUUAGCCAACUAAAUCUAAUGCUGUUCUGUUUUUAUGUGUUUGUACUGACACUCUUCUCCAAAGUGCCUCACGGUGAAAGACGUGCAUUCGUUGGUAGAGCAGCAUACUAAUGAAGCCAAACAGUGUUAACACUGUUCUCUCCAAAUACAGGAUAACACAUAUGGGUCAUGUCUCAUGUCAUUCAAAAAUAAUGUCCAUAACCGGGCUAAAAUUAACAGAACAUGACUUUGUACUUUGGGAAGCCCAGCAGGGAUUGAAAGGAGCAAAGGAAAACACAGCGUCCAUCUAACUUGAUGAUUUUUUUUUGCUGCUCUAAACUAUAUUUCUCAUGCACAGUCUGUCACACAGAUCAAUGUAGGUGUCAAAAUAAGCUAAUAAAUGGCUCUUUGACCUUUCUCCCCCUCUCUUUUUUAGGUUUAGGUGUGUAAUUCAAAUGUAAGUAAAAGAGAGGCCCCAUUGCUAAACAGUUUUUUUUGUUUUUUUUUAAAAAAGUAAUCUGUUAAUUCUAUUACAUUAAUCAAUACAAACAAAAAAAUUAUGCUCGACAAUAAUUAAAACUAGGUCUGUAAUUUUUUUCGAUUGUUGUAAAAGUUUUUUUUUUAAAUCAGUAAUGAGUGAAACGGUCUUGACCUCAGAAACAAAAGUAGUUUGUGCUAAACUAGUUUAGUUUAGUUUGGUCAUUUUUACAACUUAUAAAACUCAAAUACACAAGUAAGUAUACAAAAAAUAAACAAUAAGGCAUUGCUUUUAUAGCUUUGAAAACCGAAAGAUAAAAGCAAAAACAACCCAAAUUAGAAAACAAAACAAAAAAGAGGACUGAAAAGGUGUAGGCUGAAGCCUUAGUUUAUUACACCUACCCUUUUUGAAUUAAUUUUGUUUUUCCUUUUUGUCAAUUCCCUUUGAAUUUUACAAUACAAUAAGAGAAAGUAACAGAAAUUAAGUAUAUAUACAUUAUAUAGUCCUAUAUUCUGCCCCAAAAAAUCUAAAAUGCUAUAACAAACAUAUUAGCUGUCUGUGAGAUUUACUCCAAGAAAAAAAGGUAGCAGGGAGACGCUGAGUUACGGCGUGUACCCACCAAACGCGAUGAAAAAUGAUCACGCCUCAAGAUUACAUACAAAGUCAAUGCAAAGACGCGAUUUGACGCGUCAUUUUGCUGGGCGACGCGAUGGACGCGAUUGCACGGCGCGUUGGACGCGAAAUUCGCGUCGCGUCCAACGCCUUGCGUCCAAUGCUCGAGUUGAAAUAAUUUAACUUUUGCGGCAUCGUCGCGUGAAGACGUGCCACGACAGCCUAUCAGCGUUGAGAUCGUCAUCGACGUGCUGACGUAUGGACGUCCUGGUGUUCCCUUGCAAAAUCUAAUCAGAUGCAUUAGAUCAAAAUCUAAUGCAGCGAUCGUGGUUAUCUCAGGCAUGGUCAACGAGAGAAUGAAAUGGCGGAAGAAAUGUUGUUGUUUGGGCGGGCUCGACGCGCGGCGCGAUUUUGUCGUGCGUCGAGUCCCAUUUUGGGGUUUUUGUACGAGCGUCAAAACUGGAGCGUCCGGCGCGACGCGAUUUCAUUUGAGGCGCGAUGAAAUAAUUUUCAUCGCGUUUGGUGGGUACACAGGGUUAGGAUUUGUAAGUUAAGUAAUGUCUGUGAUUGCCUGGGUAAGAAAGGCCCAUGUUUUGAAUUAUGGAUUGUCUGAAUAACACAAACUGCUUUUAAUUUAUAAUUCAAACCCUCAAAUCAUGUAUGUGAACCUGAAAAAAAAGAAAUUGCAGAUCAAAUCUUAAAUUAAUUUAUCAAUAUUAAGCACUGUAUAUAUCCCAAAAAUGCAAUGUUUGUCUUCUGUCUUCAUUCUUCCUCCUCCAACUCGUUGAUAGCUGUGGCCAGAGGCAUUAUGUUUUUGGAUGGCCAUCCUUAAUUACAGUGAUAUGUUCAAUUCCAGUGAGUGUGAAAUCUCAAGAAUGUGUAGAGUGAACUUUGUAAAAAUUUGGCAAAAACGCUCAACAAUGAGCUCAUUAGAUGUUAAAGGUCAAAGGUCACUGUGACUAUGUGUUUGUCUCUUUGUCAUGAAUGUUUUAUCUCAAGAAGGACUGAAGGGAUAUCUUUGCAUUUGGAAGAGACAUCCACUUGGACUCAAGAGUGAACAGAGAAUUUGGAGGUUAAAGGUCUCUAUGACAUCACAAAACAGGUUUUUGACCAAAACUUUAGAAUUACAGCCAAAAAUGUAUUGCAAAAUUGCUCCCAAAUGUGUAAUUGGAUAGAAUAAUGACUUGAUUAUGUUUUAUAUCCAAAAGGUUAAAGUUCAACCUCAUUGUGAUAUAAUAUUCUGCAAAAACACUUUACUGGCCAUUACACAAUGUCAUAACAUAAA